AUGGUUAUGUCUACCCAGCUGUCAAGUCGAAUCGACCCCCACGCUUUUCCUCACAUUAUCGAUGCCAUUCUCGAACAUGCCGCCACGGAGUGGUUCACCAUCCGCCUCGUAUGCCACGCCUUUAGGUCACGAGUGGACGCCCUGUUGUUCCGACACGUCUACCUCAGUGCGACGGACGCGGACACCCUUGUCUGGUUGCCGUAUCGCAAGAUGGUGGCGCUACCCUUGCUGGUCAAGCCGGCCACCUGCCAGCAUCGCCGUUGGUGCAGCUGCCACUUGCCGGACGUGGCCGAGGUUCUCCCAAACUACGCCUGGUGCAGUACUUCCAGUGGAUCGGAGCUUCCAUUGCUCUCGCCUCGAGAUUUGGUCAAGGCUCUGCACUGCACCCGCGUCUUGACCAUCGUCGGUCGCAUGGACGUGUUCCACCCCGACUUCGUCGCUGGCUUGACCAACCUCCACACGAUUCGCACCAGGCCGCACGUCCACAGAAUCUGCCAGCACCGCUACGGCAUGCCCAAGUUGAACCCCGUCUCGCCUUGCUUGCCAUUCGUUGCUCCUCGGAUGGUCGCCUUUGUUGAGCUUCAGAGAUGGCCCCUCGUCCGUUGCAACGGGCUCAUGUUCAGCCGGCCUAUCGUGGUGGACGGAGUGCAACGCCUGGUCCUCAACGUUGCCUUUCAGUCGCCAAUGCACAGCAAUGACGGCGGCUUCCUUGCAGACAUCGACUAUCCAGCCAGUCUGCGUGAGGUCGUGGUCAUUUUCAACCCGUCUACCACGACCGAUGCCUAUAUAGGCCUUUCCAGUGGCCUGACAAUCCAAGCAAGCCUCGAAGCGUCGCCCGAUCGCUGGUUGCAAGACGUCGCCACUGGAUUGUCCCUUUAUCCGCAGAUCGACUAUUCCUUUGUCGAUCUACCUCGCGAUGCAUGGGGACCGACAAUGGAGCAAGUCGACUGGGUCGAUGUCCGUGAGGCCUUUGUGGCUGCGCACAAAGCAGCCCUGCAUGACAGGGGAUACGGUGGUGACGAAAUACAGAGUGUAUUGCACCGUGUCCGCUUUUUCACGGCCACAGAGUACGCGCAGUUGGUGGGUCAGGAGCAGUACCGGCUCGAGACGGUGAGGUAG
Molecule: messenger RNA, 1119 nt
Organism: Apiotrichum porosum
Lineage: Eukaryota; Fungi; Basidiomycota; Tremellomycetes; Trichosporonales; Trichosporonaceae
Exons: 1
Coding region: 1-1119 (372 amino acids)
Source: RefSeq, a predicted model, not a curated record